AGGAAAAAGACUCGGAGGACGGACCAUGGAAGGAGAAAGCUGGAUGUAGUAGCUAGUUUGCUACUUUGGGAUACUUUUUAAAAACUUGUUUUGUUUUCGCCCGAAUAAAUCGAAGGGACUGAACGCGGCGGUAACCGGAGGGUCUUUAAUACGGAUGGAAACGUAAAUCCGAACAUUCAAACCGUGAACGGCUGUGUGACCGCGGACGGUUAGCACAAUCCGACCAAAGUUAGCCCGCUCCGGCUAACUUAGCCUGCUUCUGCUAGCAAAGGAGGAAACAAACAAACAAACAAAAAAACCCACAACAACAGGCUGGUGGAGAAAAAAAGGACUUAAAAGUGACGCUGAAGUAACCAGUAAUGUUUCCUCCCGGGAUUAACCUGAGAUACGGAUGAGAAAGAAACUGGCGAGAACAACAGCGAGCCCGACGACCGCUGCCAUGGUGGAGUUGAUCCGCGGCUCUGGCAGCCCGACACAGUCCCGAGGCUGGCCCCACUCGGUGCUGUGGAGGCUCGGGGGCUUCUUCUUCCUCCUGCUGCUGGAAGGGGCCGGCUGCCUCGCCAACCCCAGCAGUCCCUCAGGCGUCAAUAACAACAACAACAGCCCCAGUGUCAACAUAUACAUGAGUGUGGAGGAGGUGAAGAAGCUUUUGGGCCUCGAUGCAGAGCUCUACUACGUGCGAGACGACGUGGUGAAUCACUAUGCGUUCUCCUUCAACAUGCCAGUGCCCACAGAGACCAACAGCCUUUACUUCACGUGGCACUCCAAGGCGAAGGUUGACUACCGGCUCGCAUUCAACAUGGAGAACCCUGCUGUCCUGAACCAACCACGGCUCAACAUCUCCAGUCAGGGGGAGUUGCCUCAUGCUCCCUCUGUCUUUAGAGUGGACAUCUUCUGUUCGGGCAAAGUAGAUGAAGAGGCAUUUUUGACAAUGCAGCUCAACCUGACCAUCCAUGCCAACAACUACACAGUGCUCAACUUCAAGAGGAGGAAAAUGUGCUAUAAAAGAAUCGAUUCCGACCCAAAGAUUCCAAUUCCCCUUAACAAUAACACUCUUUCACGGCCUGACUUAGAUGGUGUGACCACCCCCACCACCUCAACCCAGGUGUUUUAUAUAAGCGUCAGUGUCUGCUGCAUUGUCAUCUUUCUCGUGGCCAUCAUCCUGGCCAUCCUGCACCUGCACAGCAUGAAGAGAGUGGAGAUGGAGGACAGUGUGAGUGACAGUGGAAGCUCGCAGGGUUUGUCUCAACCGUCCACUCAGACCACACAGUACCUGAGAGCCGACACUCCAAACAACGCAGCGCCGGUCACCAACAAUCACCCUGGUUCUGCACCCAUUCUCCAGCUUGCUGCCUCCUCCUUCCAAAAUCCCGGUGCUCCCCCCCAUGAAACCAAAAGUUACCCAUCUCUCCGCAUAGAGAAGAAUGACCUGAGGAGUGUUACUCUAAUGGAGGCCAAAGCUAAAGUGAAAGACAUUGCAAUCUCAAGGGAAAGAGUCACGCUACGAGAUGUUUUACAUGAAGGCACAUUUGGCCGCAUCUUCCACGGUGUGUUGCUGGAUGAAAAGGACCCCAGUAAGGAAAAGCAGGUCUUUGUGAAGACAGUGAAAGAUCACGCCUCUGAAGUCCAGGUGACCAUGAUGUUGACUGAAAGUUGCAAACUUCGUGGACUUCAUCAUCGAAAUCUGUUACCCAUAAGCCAUGUGUGCACAGAGGAUGGAGAGAAGCCAAUGGUGCUGUUGCCUUUCAUGGCUUGGGGGAAUCUCAAGCUGUUCCUGCGGCAGUGCAAGCUAGCCGAGGCUAACAACCCACAGGCGAUCUCUCAGCAAGACUUGGUGUACAUGGCCAUCCAGAUUGCAUGUGGAAUGAGCUACCUGGCUCGCAGGGAGGUCAUACACAAAGACCUUGCCGCGAGGAACUGCGUCAUUGACGACAACAUGCAAGUGAAGAUUACAGACAAUGCCCUCGCUCGAGAUCUAUUUCCUAUGGAUUACCACUGUCUGGGGGAUAAUGAGAACCGGCCAGUCCGCUGGAUGGCUUUGGAAAGCUUGCUCAACAACGACUUUUCAAGUGCAAGUGACGUGUGGGCCUUCGGAGUGACGCUGUGGGAACUGAUGACUCUGGGUCAGACCCCCUACGUCGACAUCGACCCUUUCGAGAUGUCGGCUUACCUGAAGGAUGGAUACAGAAUAGCACAACCUAUCAACUGUCCAGAUGAACUGUUUGCAGUGAUGGCUUGUUGCUGGGCUCUGGACCCGGAGGAGAGGCCCAAGUUUCAGCAGCUGGUUCAGUGUCUCACAGAGUUUCACGCAGCGUUGGGUGCUUACGUGUGAAAACAAGCUCUUCUCUUUUUUUUUUUCCAGCGAGACUAAAAGCUGGCGGACACUGUUCGUAAGGAAUACAUGUAUGAAAUUGUGCCUUAUCAGAUGCAAGAGCAGACCUGAUGAUUUUAUUUUGUACAGUUCCUUUGGAGUUUUUAUAUAGUUUUAAUUAUCUUUUUACAGCAUAGCAAAGUAAAAGGAUCCUUUGUUGAAUUUUGUUUCAUUUGCUUUGAAAGCAUCUACAAAGGGCCAUGACAGUACUCUUCCCUCACUGAGAGGACCAGAACAAUGGAAAGACGUCCUCGUCUGUGCAGCACGUCGGCAUUUAAGGACAUUAAUGUGCCAUUGAACAAUUUUUUAUUUUUUUAUUUUUUUUAAGAACAAUGUAAGCUUCUGAAAACGACAGUAUUUUCUACAGUUUUAUAACGUAGUGAAACCGUGUAGAUUUGUUUUUGGAUGAGAGUAACUCUACAGCAGAAUGAUUUAGGUACCAAAGUAGACUAAAGGGCUUCAUUUGUACAGUAUAUGUAACCACCUUCUCACUCUGUCAUGGUGAGCUCUGGCGCGGUACGAGAGGCAGCUUGGAAACCACAUUCUGUAUUUUCUGAGAUGAUUUCUGCCAUCCCUUUAAAUGGUACACUGCUUCCUCUGGAUCACACCAACGCUGCCUUCAAAUGGAACUCGUGAGCUUGCGAUUGUAAUGUAGGAGUUCGCCAAAUUCAUGGUGUUCUCGUGGUAACAUCGACUUGAAAUUGCGAGAACUUGGCAACAGGAGGCUGUUCUCCACUGCAGGAACUUGAAGGCUGUUUUAGGGCAGCCUGAGCCUUUUUGCAUGUUCUGACUACGACAGCAGCAGCUCCUUUAAAACCUCCUCUGCAACACUUUGAGCAGAAAAAAGCACGUACUCCAGGGUAGCUGUGAGGGACUUGACACUGAUGGUUUCACUCUGUCCCCUCUGAUGUUCUUGUGGAGUCGCAAUGCUCUCCUCUCUUACAUCACUAUCUUUAAUGUAAAAUUCUCCAUAUGUGACCCAUCUGCACGAAAUCUGUCACAUUGUGCCUUGGGCUAUAUCCGAAAUACAGCCCGAGUUACGUUACCACAUGAUAAAAUAUUGAUUUUGGGUUUAUUACUUAUUACUAUGGGUCCAUUUAGUUGUUUUCUACUUGUAGCAAACAUAUAAUUUACAAAGCAUAAUAAUAUUAUGCUCCAUAUCGCUGUCAAAUACCGUCAGCGUGCCUGAGCAGUAACACAAGAAAGAAGCCAUGGCAAUCACUUGUGCACAGGCGCCGCGAGCAAUAUGUCAUUGCUAGCCAAUCCUGUCCCGUGAUUUGCGUCAUGUGGUAGCAACACGCUGCUUUUGUAUACGCAUAAUAGCCCAAGGCGCAAUGCGACUGAUUUCGUGCAAUUGGGUCACAUAUAGGCUAUAUAACAAACCUCCAUUGUUCUAUUUCCUACAUGCUUGUAGAACAGUUACAUCCAAAAACCUACGACUCGCUGUUGUUCUGGAGUACCCGGAGUUAACUCAGAGUUGAAGCUGUUAGAUCCAACACCAUAAUGGAAACAAAAAAAGACUAAAAGGGCCAAGUGCCGUAAACAUUCAUGCCACCAAGUUCCUGCAGUGGAAAGUCACUUUCAGUAUCUUGUAGCAAGCUAGCAAGCAGGUGACAUAAUAGCCCAAGGCACAAUGCGACAUGCAAAAAAUAUACUGAAAAGAUGAGGCCAUUGGGAAUAUCAAAAUUUUCCUUCAACAUAAUGACAUUAGAGAGAAAAACUCAGCUAAUGUUAGAAAAUGACAUACCAUCCACUGAAAAACAGAUUUUGUGGAGCUGGUGAGCACCACUGGAGGGUUCAUCAGGACUCUUCUCAUAAACACGACCCCAUUUGAAGGCAGAAUAAUAAGUCCUGCGGAUGAGUUUCCGUGCCAACGCUCAGUGGAGACGUCACAGCUGGUUUAAAGUGUGCAGUGUGGAUGAGACGAGUGGAUGCAACAACAUCAGCACUGCAAGGGCUCCAACCUUUACCAACCCAGUUUUUUAAAAGGCAUCUGGUUAGAAUUUUGGACACUUUUUUUAUUAUUUGAAUGCCACCACCUUCUUCCUCUUUUGUACAUUUAUUUUCCAAUGUCACAACCUCCCCGACUCUUUUCUUUUUAUAAGCUCAGUAGUUGUGUGUUUAUGGCAAACGGUUUUAACAUUUAAUAGCUCGACUGGAUGUGUAUUGCAGUUUACAUUUCAGAUAUCCACAUCAUCAUUUACCUUUCAGGUGUCUCUUUUUAGAGAUAUCUACAAAUCAGCAACUGCUGAAUUAUGACUUGUUUAAUUUCAGGUUCAAAUAUCUACAGUUUAAUUUUGACCAGACAUAAUUCUAGUUCAAGAUCUUCCCAUCAGAUGUCUACGCUGUUCUUUAUAUAUAUCUUGAAUUAGGUUUAAACUGGUCAGAGGGAUACUCUCGAUAUCUGGAAUAACAUGUUGUUUACAUCUGUAGUUUUAAUCCUGGAUAGUCGAACUCAACUAUUAAAUGCUAUUAAACUCAGCUUGUCAUAUGCAUCAGAACUCAGCCCUUCAUAAGACUGUUUGAUUUUUUUUCCUUUUUUUUGGUGAGGACACUUUUAAUCACUGUGAACACGCAAACACACGACUGCCUACCAACUUGGUCUAAUCGUACUCUUACACCUUUGACAUCUUUGUGAUGCGUCUUUAUGGUCACUGCAUGUUGAAAUAAGGUUGUAAACUGUUUCCUGAAUUCGUAUCCACAAAUUAAAUGAGAUCUUUUAAAUAUG
This is a messenger RNA of Stegastes partitus (bicolor damselfish), 5099 nucleotides long. RefSeq names its product receptor like tyrosine kinase (gene ryk). Gene Ontology annotation, molecular function: protein kinase activity; ATP binding. Gene Ontology annotation, biological process: positive regulation of neuron projection development; multicellular organism development; protein phosphorylation. The transcript has 16 exons. The record is from RefSeq and is a predicted model, not a curated record. Gene Ontology annotation, cellular component: signaling receptor complex; plasma membrane. Bases 392 to 2332 code for a protein of 646 amino acids. Lineage: Eukaryota; Metazoa; Chordata; Actinopteri; Pomacentridae.